Molecule: messenger RNA, 3828 nt
Organism: Giardia duodenalis
Lineage: Eukaryota; Fornicata; Diplomonadida; Hexamitidae
Product: Ankyrin repeat protein 1
Exons: 1
Coding region: 1-3828 (1275 amino acids)
Molecular function (GO): protein binding
Source: RefSeq, a predicted model, not a curated record
AUGGGGGAUUCUUGUGCGUUUUCCUGGUUCCAGGCUGCGGCAACAGGAAAUCUGGAAGUGAUCCAGGCGCUGAAGGAGCAGUGCUCUGGUCUCCGCAAUGAGGAUGGCGAGACAGCACUCAUGCUUGCUGUGCGCAAUAACGCAAUGAAUGUCGUGGAAGUUCUUUUGAACAGCGAAGCUAAGCUCACCAACGAGGAUGGGUAUACCGCCCUACUCAUCGCAGCAGAGGAAAACAAUUCGUUUGCAUGUUCUAUCCUUCUAGCAGCGGAAAGGGACAUAUGUCUCAAUGAUAACUCAGAUGCGCUAAUUUUAGCCACCGAGGCAGGAGCUAUGGAUGCUAUCUGCAUUUUGGCGCCUGGAUGGCCUGUGCGGAGAACAACUGAAGGCAUUGCUGCUAUCGAUAUAGCAUCCAACGAAUCCAAUCUCAAGGCGGUCAACCUGCUGCUACAGGGGCAAGACCUCACUUGCGAAGACGUAGAAAGGGCUAUGCUGCAUGCAAAUGAGGAUGAUGAUAACUACGACAGUAUCUGUUCCGCAUUGCAAGGAUACUUAGUGUCCCUCGGCGCCCGGUCUUCUACCCCGGGUCGUGACGUUCCACUAGAGCUGUCAGACUAUGAUGCUGUGCCCGAUGCUAUUCAGUAUUGUCCAUCACUGCCGCAGGAUAGCCUUCCCCUCGCCUACUCUGCUCUUGACAAUACAGAUGUGGCUAUGACGAAGAUAUCCUUGGAGGAGAGUGAUGAUAUUUCCAAGGCGAUAUUAAUGCCGGGCGCUGUUACACCGAUUAGCCAGCAACUUAAUGCAGAUCUGCAGGAAGUAACCCCAACAGAGCAGAGAUGUAAGCCUAUUAUCGACGAACUUGAAGGAGAAGCGUCGUCUGAUGAAAUACAGCCAGAUCCCACGGAGUUUUAUGAAGAAAAACGUCUGUCAGAAGGCCUGGCUUCAUCCACAGUUUUUCAGUUAACCAACAUGAUCCAGGAGCAUAAUCCAAUGAGUGAGCUUGUUAAAAUUAUAGAUUGUAAGGAUGCAGAAAUUCAGGAGCUUAGAUUGCUGAUUGAUACACUACAAAAUAGAAAACCUAUCUCAGAUGACGCUCGAUUCUAUUCUACAGGUCAGUCUGCAUCUCAGGAAGCCCCUAAUUUCCCAGAAGAGCCCCCUAUAGUUAUCUCAGCUACUACCAGCAUAGCCCUUAGCACCAUAGAUACACUGCGAUCGCGCAUUGCUGAAUUAGAAGGCAAAUUGGCAGAGCACCCGCCUACUCAUGAGCUUGUCGAUACAGAGACACAGUAUUCUGUCAACACAAUUGUAUUUAGUGCUACGGCGGAUCAAGCCGAUAAGUGCUUAGGCUGCAAUGUAGAAACGACUACACCAAAGGAAAUAGAGCAGAUACUCCUUGAAAACUCUCAUCUAUCUGCCAAACUACAACAGGCAGAAAACGAGGUUAUGGCGUUGGGUAGAUGCCUCACUGAUGCCAUUGCUGCAAGCGAUAACGUCGAAGCCAAUUUGAUCCUUCAGGACUUUGCACACCGAGAACGGAUACUUAUUGACUCAUAUGUGUCUCGGAUUGAAAACCUGCAAACCAGUAUGGACAUGUUCAUAGGUAUACAGAAGAGGAAGGCGAAAGAGUCGGAGGCGUACUUCCAUGCGCAGUUAGAGGAGAUAACAGAACAGAACACGCUAGCUAAUAAGGCAAUACGGAAUCUAACCUUACAGAUAGAAACAUCUAACUCGGAGUUGCAGGAGCUGAGAGGGACUAUUGCAUACUUAAACGAGGAAAAUGCGUCUUUGAGCGAUGCGCUUAAACUGGCAAAAGCCGUACAAGAACAAGUUUCCAAUGAGAUUGCUGGCUCUGCCAUUAAUAUCACAACAACGUCUGUUACAGUCCAGACUGAACCCACUUGUGACUCUGUGCCUGGUCCUGACCUCAGCCCUGACAAUGUCACAACUAUGCAUGAUUUGCCCAAAUGCACUACUCAGAAAGAGCUUGAUGAAGCUAUGCUUAACGCUAUCUUGAAUCAAGCUCUUUGUACUACAGAUUAUUCGGGUCUCUUGUCAGAUACCGUGCUGUUUGCUAUUGCCCCUGAUUUGGAAAUCACAGUGAGCAACGUUUUUCAAGCAGUCACCUGGUUUUAUAAUGAGUCUGAGCAGAAGGAGCGGCGUCUUUCAGAAGCGGAAGAAAAACUCGAAGUGAUGGCUAAUCUUUGCGAAAACCUCUCUGCAGAGUUGAAAGAGAAGUAUAGCCUGAUACUAGAUAUUUCACCGGAUGGCACCGGUGAGUACACAAUAUCCUGUGCAGAGCCUCUUGGCAAUCCAAGGGGGCACCAGGGCGAGAUAUCUGAUCAUCCAGAUAGCCUUGUUUUGCAGCCCAUCAUCCCAAUAGAGCAAUCAAAUUCUUCAGAUGUAUCUCUGAAACCCCUGCAGUCGCAUAGUGAUGUACAUAGUUUACUACAGGUUGAAGACCUGGAGCUCCCUAGUCUACCUAAAGCUGGGAGUCCAUCUAAGAGCAUUGAGAUAUCCUUCGACAAAGAUCUAUCGGCAUCACCUCCAGUUCAUCUGCAAGUUCCUCUCAUCUCUAUAAACAAACCGGAGAAAAAGACAACCUCUAAGCCAAAGCCAGUUAACAAUAUUCCCAUGUUAGUGGAAGACGAAACAUCUUCUCUUAUGCUUCCAUCGAUCCACGCUGGCGAGUUUCGAGCAACGAAGCUAAAGCAAAUUGGGAACGAUAUUUCCCCAACGACCACGCAUGCUGACCGCACCGACAUGCAGCGAGCUCAUGAUUUGCAAGAAAGAGCGUUGCAGCUCUCUCACGACGCAGUUAGCCCAUACCUGACUCAUAAAGAAGAGCCUGCUCCUAUCCUAGAGCAAAACAGCAACCAGGGAGAUGAUACCCCACUGAUAGCCGCUGUCCUAAAGGGUCAGAAUUCUGAAAUACGAAGAUACUUACAAUAUGCAGGAAGGUUCAACGGAGAUGGUGUGACAGCUCUGAUGAUAGCAGCCAUGCGUAACAAUCUUGAGGCCGCUCAGCUACUUGUGGAGUACGAGAAGGGACUAACAACUGCCGACGGUUCGACUGCCCUGUGCCUGGCUUUGCUCAAAGGAAACAUGCCAGUUGCAAAGUUCCUCACUCCAUAUGAAGGUUUGGACUUUUCACAUGUCUCUUCAAAGGGUCGUCGUUUCACAGAGUUAAUGCAGGCAGCGGAUGAAGAUAAUAUAGUGGCUGUUUGGUGCCUUAUCCCUCACCAAGGUGGCCUUAGGGACGAAGAGGGCUUCACUGCUCUCAUGUACGCCGUACAGGCAGGCCACUAUGAAGUGGCACGUAUUCUUUAUGAGCUCGAGGGACGUGUGCGAAACGUCAAUGGGGAAACGGCUCUGAUGCUUGCAGCUGCCUCUGGGUUUACCCGCAUUGCUAACAUGCUAGUGAUAAAGGAGGCAGGAGAACGAGAUAAUCAAGGAAGAACAGCCUUGAUGCGUGCGGCGAUUUAUAAUCAUUGUGAUGUGAUUCGAUUAUUGCUGCAAAAAGAAGGCGGUAUCCAAGAUAGCCGGGGCGAAACAGCCCUAAUGUUUGCUGCAAAGGCUAAUAACCCCGAAGCAGUACGGCUCCUUUUAGAUAAGGAAGGCGGAAAGAGAAUGCUUGUGAAACAGCCUGGCCGCAAUGGAACACAAUUGCGAGGGCCAGGAUAUACGGCGUUAAUACAAGCCGUCAGAAAGAACAGUAUUGCAUGCAUUCCUCUACUCUUGAGUAGAGAGGCCGGCUUCAAAGACGCAGAGGGACGGGCACCAAUUCUUUUUGCAAAGACAAAGGAGACAAGAGACUUGCUUCUCAGGGAAUAG